CUUGAGAGAUGGCCAGCUGUCCUUAAGUUUCCACCUGGCUGCCUCCAAAGGGCAUGGAGAAUGCCUCAGGAUCAUGUUGGCUCACGGUGCAGAUGUAGCAUCACAGGAUGGAACAGGCCACAGUGCUUUGCAUCUUGCUGCCAAGAACAGCCACCCAGAUUGUAUCAAGAGGCUCCUUCAGGCUAAAUGUCCAUCCGAUAGCACAGAUAACUCUGGAAAAACAGCUUUACACUAUGCAGCUGCAUGUGGCUGCCUUCAAGUAGUUCAGCUCUUAUGUGAACACAAAUGUCCAGUUAACAUCAAAGAUGCGGAUGGGAAUAUUCCUUUGUUACUUGCAGUGCAAAAUGAGCACACGGAAGUAGGCAAAUACCUUCUAGAACAUGGAGCAGACAUCAAUUCCAGAGACAAAAAUGGAAGAACUCCUUUGAUGCUGGCAUGUGAAGCUGGAAAUCUCAACAUUGUGGAUGUCCUGAUCCAAAAAGGUGCAGAUGUAAAUUUGGUUGAUGCUCUUGGACACAAUGCCCUACAUUAUUCCAUACUCUCUGAAAAUACCAGUAUUCAGAGUCUUCUUCAGUCAAAAAUUGUUCAAGAUGCUGAUGUCAAGUCACCAGCAAAGCCAAAACAGCAUGAUCAAGUCUCUAGAUUAAGUUCAGAAAGAAGUGGAACUCCAAAAAAACGCAAAGCCCCACCACCACCUCCAGUCAGUCCUAUCCAGUUUAGUGAUCUAUCCUCUCCACAUUCAGCAACUUCAACUCCAGUAUCUGGGAAAGGCCAGCAGUUCUUUGCUGAGCAGGGAUCCAAGCAGGGAGAGAUCAGUGCCAUUCAGUCCGAUUGCAAGGAUGGGAUAAGCGAUAGCACUGCAGGCACUGAUAGUUUAUUGGAUCUAAGUUCAGAAACAGACCAGCAAGACUUGCUUUUACUGCUUCAAGCAAAAAUUGCUUCUUUGACCGUGCAUAACAAGAAACUGCAAGAAAAAUUACAGGCAAGAGGACUCAAAACAGAAGAUGUGGAUACCACACUGGAUUCUUAUCGUUCCACACACACGGAGUUUGAUCAGUCAACAGACAGGCUGAGUGAUAGUUCAGUGGCAGUGGCUCAAGAAAUAAGCUCCCCUUCCCUAAGCUCAACACAGGCUCAGGAAGAAGCAGUGAACAAUGAGGUAAAAAUUAAACAGCUACAAAACAAUUUAAAGGAAGUUCAAAAGAGAUUGGACAGCUCUGAAGCAAAGAGGCGGCACUUGGAGAACCAGCUCCAGUCUGGAGUGGCAGACACAGUUCACUUGUUGAACAGCUCAGAGAUUUCAGAGAAUGGCUCGGACCUUAAUCAGAAACUGAAAGAAACCCAAACCAAGUAUGAAGAAGCAAUGAAGGAGGUCCUGAAUGUCCAGAGGCAAAUGAAGCUGGGCUUGGUGGCUUCAGAGAGCAAAGAAGCUGAUCUGCAAGAACUCAGAGCAACGUGUGAGGAGAUUGAAGUGCUGAAGGAAGAAUUGCAAAAAGUGCAGGAAGAAAGCAAUAAGCUAAGAGAGAGAGUGAGAGAGCUAGAGGAAAAAGUGGAAGAGAAAGAGAGGAAUGGUGUGGGCACUAUGUCAGCAGAAGAGUGUGAAGAGAUGAAAAGUUCCUAUUGCUUAGUUAUUGAGAACAUCAACCAAGAGAAGGCUUUGCUGAUUGAGAGGUACAAGGAGGGACAGGAGGAGAUCAAAAGGCUGCAAGACAAAUUGAAGAGUCAGAUGGAGUCAGGGCAGAGUGAGGAAGAUGUGGAGGUAAGGGAUGCAAAGAACAGGAUGAUAAAUGAGUUGAACAAGCAGGUCAGUGAGCUUUCACAGUUGUAUAAAGAAGCACAAAUAGAACUUGAAGACUACAGGAAAAAGAGUGCUUCAGAAGAUGCCAGCCCAGCAUGCAUACCUCUGGAGGAACAUGAGAAGCUGAUGGAAGUCACUGCCUUACAGAGAGAGCAAGCAGAGGGUGCGCUGAUGGAAAUGAAGGCUCAGUACGCCAAGGUAUUAAACGAAGCAACACAACUGCAAAACUUGGUUGACUCUCAGAAGAAGAACUCUGUUUCCAUCACUGAACAUCUUCAGGUGGUCACUGCUCUCAGAAGCUCAGUAAAGGAAAUGGAAGAAGAAAUAAAUGAGCUCAAAGAGCAGCUUCUUUACAAAGAAACUGAGGUGCAGCGUCUGCAGAAGGAACUAUUAGAAGAAGAAGCAGCUGUGUGUGAAGCCAUGGUGCCCAGGUCGCUCUAUGAAGAGCUUCGGUCCAAGUCAGAAGGGGAAGUCAGCUCCUUGUCAUCCAAGCUGAAGGACUUAAUGAAAGAGAAGGAGAACCUGUGUACAGAUCUGUCACAGCUCAGGAAGGAAAUUUUACAAGUGAAAGGGGAGAAAGAGAAUCUCCGAGCAAUCCUUGAAGCCAAGGAACAGGAGAUCAAGGGACUGCUUCAACAGUACCAUCAAGCACAAGAAGAACUACUUGAAAUGAAAAAGGCUUCUGAAACUUCCUCAAAAAUGGAAGAGGACAAGGAUAAAAAGAUAACUGACAUGUCUAAAGAAGUUAUCAAACUAAAGGAAGCACUGAACAGCCUCUCCCAGCUCUCUUAUGCAACUGGUACACCGAAAAGACAAAGCCAGCAGCUGGAGCUUCUGCAACAGCAAGUCAAGCAGCUACAAAACCAGCUUGCUGAAACAAAGAAACAACACCAGGAUAUUGUAUCUGUUUACAGGACACAUCUGCUCUAUGCUGUGCAGGGCCAAAUGGAUGAAGAUGUCCAGAAAGUGCUUAAACAGAUUUUAACAAUGUGCAAAAGUCAGUCACAAAAAAAAGGUGAAACUGUUUUUGUUGAUCCCUGAUGGUGCUGCUGUAGAGCUUGAGUCUCGCCUUAAAAUGAAAUUGGAUUGGCAGCCCCUUGCAGGGAAUCGCCAUGGGUCUUGGCCACAUUUCCUAUUUCAAUUUUAUGUCUUAUGAGCUAAUGCAUUGUUGUGUCUUCCCUUACCCUAGUAUUUCCCAGAGUGCUGUUUAUGUGUCAUAGACACGGAUGCACGAUUCUCCAGAAGUUACAAUUACUUUAAAUCAGGGGUGGUUAAAGUCUGACCUGCAGUAUUAAAGAGUAUUUCAGUGCUUCCUUUGGUUUUAACACCUUGGUGCAAACCAUGGAAGUCCCAGAAUGGAGUGGAAAGAAAUAUUUGAACCAUUUGGUGAUGAAAAAUUUUUAGUUCCUUGUUAAGAAAGAGGGAGAAGCAGCCUUAUAUGAUGUUAAGACCCUCAUGCAUCCCUUAUAAUUGUAGGUUCAACUGUUGGUUAUAAAACCUUUUGGCCUUGUUAAAUAAAAGGAAGAAAAGCCAGCAUCAUCCGACAAAGCCACUAAUUGGCUAAACACAACUAUGCUGCCUUUUAGAAUAUAUCUAGAACACCAGAUCAGUGAUAUGUACUAAUCACAUAACAUAAAGCAUAGCCAUGUACUAAAGCAGGUAAAUGGAUUCUGAACACAGCUAACUCUGGUACAACCUCAAUUUCUUUAUCAAGUGGUAGGUCAAGCUAUCUAUGCAAAUCUUUGCAGUGCUAUUUAUUGGCCAUGGAGCUCAGGAGGAAGAAAAAAAACCAUGUUCCAAAUGAUAAACAAGGGAUCUGAAUGAACUCAUGAUGUUUACAGUGAGCACUGUUUGUCUCACAAUUCUGAACCUCACUUUUGUAACAGAUCUUCUCUACAAUAUAUUUUUACUGGCCCUCAAAUUUAGAAAACUUUUUUUUUGUAACUAAAGCCAUUUGCUAUGUAACACUGGGGUUUUUUCCUUUUAUUAUUUUGCAAUUAGCUUCAAUAAAGAAAGAUUUAGGCAAUUGCCCUUUUCUCUUUCUCACUUAGCCCUGCUCCAUUGUAAAAUGCAGUGGAAGUAUCCUUCAAAAAGGUUAUAUUGAAAUAGAUUUGUCCAUACAUCCUGGAAUAAAAAAGGAUGAUUAAG
Messenger RNA from Sceloporus undulatus (fence lizard), 3946 nucleotides. It is a transcript of the gene RAI14, whose product is annotated as retinoic acid induced 14. The record is from RefSeq and is a predicted model, not a curated record. Gene Ontology annotation, molecular function: actin binding. The transcript has 16 exons. Bases 74 to 2839 code for a protein of 921 amino acids. NCBI's taxonomy places the organism in Eukaryota, Metazoa, Chordata, Lepidosauria, Squamata, Phrynosomatidae.